AUGUAUCGCAGGCUCCUUCUUCGUUUGCCCCAGGUUGACCCCACAAUCGGACGACCAGUCAAUGGGAUUGUGUGCAAACGAGUCCUAUUCGAGCGCGCAGGAGAUUCGAACAUUGUUGCGCCCUCACCCGCGCUCGCACUCGCGACGGUGCCCGCGCCCUCACCCACACCCGCAUCCGCCCCUCCGCCCGCACCCACACCGCACCCGCAUCGCACUGCGCUCGCGCAAUUCGUUACAAUUAAAACAAAUAUGUUCACAUACAUGGGUACACAGAAUUACAUUAUGACAGUUUUGGGACAGAAAAUCGAUUUAGUUUAG
Messenger RNA from Echinococcus granulosus, 318 nucleotides. RefSeq lists its product as hypothetical. Bases 1 to 318 code for a protein of 105 amino acids. NCBI's taxonomy places the organism in Eukaryota, Metazoa, Platyhelminthes, Cestoda, Cyclophyllidea, Taeniidae. The record is from RefSeq and is a predicted model, not a curated record. The transcript is spliced from 3 exons.